AAAAAAGACUUGGCUUGGAGAUGCAGUCCGCUGCCACCGCCGCUGCCUAAGCCAGCAAUGCAAGAUUAGAUCUUUAAAUGCAGCAAUACACAGCGUGAAAGCCGACCAUCCUGCAAAACGAGCAGACAUUUCUCCGUGUUCCAGGGAAGCCUCAAACAUACAUACGUAUCUGUGACUCUUUUCUUCGUCCUUACUCAUUCCCAUCCAUUUCAUCACCGAAUACGAGUAACUAAGGAUUCCACUUUUCUAUCUGCCUGGAGACACACCUCCCCAAGCCCUCCCCCACCCGAUUCGAAGAGUAUUCUGUAGGCUGCCAGAGGGAGUGGAUUUUGCAGCGCCUAGCGGGAGCGAGGAAAACCCACCAAUUCUUCAGCUCAUUAUCAUCUCUCCCAGACUCUAUUUCCUUCUUAUCGCCAGCCUCAUCACCAGGCAAGUUUGAGCCAUCUGAAGUCCAGGCAGAGGAGACAAAGCCUUGGGCUCGCCCUAAGCUGCAGGAAGCCGCCGCCUUGCUCCAAGCUGCUGCAGCUUCGCUGAGCGGUUGCUUCUCACCCAGUGCGAAUGCUGUAGAUCAACAGGUUCGGGCAACUUGAGCGGAAUUAGGAGAGACUGUCUGGUGCCGCAGCCCGGGUGCGGAGGGAAGGAAGGACUCACAGACUUGUGGCUCCCUCUGAGCUCCGACGCUCCGCCCCGGUUCCAGACUGGCGCGCACCCACCAGCUCGCACUUCCAGUCCGGCUGCUCCUGCUCCCACCCCACCGGUCUGGGAUGUACCUUUCCAUCUGUUGCUGCUUUCUCCUGUGGGCCCCUGCCCUGACACUCAAAAACCUCAACUACUCAGUGCCAGAGGAGCAAGGGGCAGGCACGGUAAUAGGCAACAUAGGCAAGGAUGCCCGACUGCAACCCGGGCUUCCGCCGGCUGAGCGCGGUAGCGGCAGCGGGCGAAGCAAGUCCGGCAGCUACCGGGUGCUGGAGAACUCCGCACCGCACCUGCUGGACGUGGACGCCGACAGCGGGCUCCUCUACACCAAGCAGCGCAUCGACCGUGAGUCCUUGUGCCGCCACAAUACCAAGUGCCAGCUGUCACUAGAGGUGUUUGCCAACGACAAGGAAAUCUGCAUGAUCAAGGUAGAGAUACAGGAUAUCAAUGACAACGCUCCCUCUUUCCCCUCGGACCAGAUCGAAAUGGACAUCUCAGAGAAUGCGGCACCGGGCACCCGCUUUCCCCUUACCAGCGCUCACGACCCAGACGCUGGCGAGAAUGGGCUCCGUACCUAUCUGCUCACCCGCGAUGAUCAUGGGCUCUUUGCACUGGACGUCAAGUCCCGCGGCGACGGUACCAAGUUCCCUGAGCUGGUCAUUCAAAAAGCAUUGGACCGCGAGCUGCAGAACCACCACACUCUGGUGCUGACAGCCCUGGAUGGCGGCGAGCCUCCUCGCUCCGCCACCGUGCAGAUCAAUGUGAAGGUGAUCGAUUCCAACGACAACAGUCCAGUCUUCGAGGCUCCGUCAUACUUGGUAGAACUGCCCGAGAACGCACCCCUGGGCACUGUGGUCAUUGAUCUGAACGCCACUGAUGCUGAUGAGGGUCCCAAUGGGGAAGUUCUCUACUCCUUCAGCAGCUAUGUGCCAGACCGCGUGCGGGAGCUCUUCUCCAUUGAUCCCAAAACUGGCCUGAUCCGCGUUAAGGGUAACUUGGACUACGAGGAGAAUGGCAUGUUGGAGAUCGACGUGCAGGCCAGAGACCUAGGACCUAAUCCAAUUCCAGCCCAUUGCAAGGUCACAGUCAAGCUUAUCGACCGCAACGACAACGCGCCGUCCAUUGGUUUCGUCUCCGUGCGCCAGGGGGCGCUGAGCGAAGCCGCCCCGCCUGGCACAGUCAUCGCCCUGGUUCGGGUCACUGACCGAGACUCAGGCAAGAAUGGGCAGCUGCAGUGUCGGGUACUGGGUGGAGGAGGGACUGGCGGUGGAGGUGGCUUAGGGGGACCCGGUUCCGUUCCCUUCAAGCUUGAAGAGAACUACGACAACUUUUACACGGUGGUUACUGACCGUCCACUGGACCGCGAGACACAGGACGAGUACAAUGUGACAAUCGUGGCCCGGGAUGGGGGCUCCCCUCCACUCAACUCCACCAAGUCGUUCGCUGUCAAGAUACUGGAUGAGAAUGACAACCCGCCUCGUUUCACCAAAGGGCUGUAUGUUCUCCAAGUACAUGAGAACAACAUUCCAGGAGAAUACCUCGGUUCAGUGCUCGCCCAAGAUCCCGACCUGGGCCAAAAUGGGACAGUGUCCUACUCCAUUCUUCCCUCGCACAUUGGCGACGUGUCUAUCUACACCUAUGUGUCUGUGAACCCCACUAACGGAGCCAUAUACGCCCUGCGCUCCUUUAACUAUGAACAAACGAAGGCUUUUGAAUUUAAGGUGCUAGCUAAGGACUCCGGGGCGCCAGCGCACUUAGAGAGCAACGCCACUGUGAGGGUGAUGGUGUUAGACGUGAAUGACAAUGCUCCAGUGAUUGUGCUCCCUACUCUACAGAACGACACGGCUGAGCUGCAGGUCCCGAGAAAUGCUGGCCUGGGCUACCUUGUAAGCACCGUGCGCGCCCUGGACAGCGACUUUGGAGAGAGUGGACGCCUCACGUAUGAGAUUGUGGAUGGCAACGACGACCACCUGUUUGAGAUCGAUCCAUCCAGCGGCGAGAUCCGCACCCUACAUCCCUUUUGGGAGGAUGUGACCCCAGUGGUGGAGCUAGUAGUGAAGGUGACUGAUCAUGGCAAGCCCACCCUGUCCGCGGUGGCCAAACUCAUCAUUCGUUCAGUGAGCGGCUCUCUGCCUGAAGGAGUACCGCGAGUGAAUGGUGAGCAGCACCACUGGGACGUGUCGCUGCCUCUCAUAGUGACUCUGAGCACGAUUUCCAUCAUCCUCCUAGCGGCCAUGAUCACCAUAGCUGUCAAGUGCAAAAGAGAAAACAAGGAGAUUCGCACUUACAACUGCCGCAUCGCUGAGUACAGCCACCCACAGCUAGGCGGGGGGAAGGGCAAGAAGAAGAAAAUCAACAAAAACGAUAUCAUGCUGGUGCAGAGCGAGGUGGAGGAGAGGAACGCCAUGAACGUCAUGAACGUGGUGAGCAGUCCCUCCCUGGCCACCUCCCCCAUGUACUUCGACUACCAAACCCGCCUGCCCCUCAGCUCGCCCCGGUCAGAGGUGAUGUAUCUUAAGCCAGCCUCCAACAACCUGACUGUCCCGCAGGGACACGCAGGCUGCCACACCAGCUUCACCGGACAAGGGACUAAUUCGAGCGAGACCCCUGCCACUCGGAUGUCCAUAAUUCAGACAGACAAUUUUCCCGCAGAGCCCAAUUACAUGGGCAGCAGGCAGCAGUUUGUUCAAAGUAGCUCCACGUUUAAGGACCCAGAAAGAGCCAGCCUGAGAGACAGUGGGCACGGGGACAGUGAUCAGGCUGACAGUGACCAAGACACUAACAAAGGCUCCUGCUGUGACAUGUCUGUUAGGGAGGCACUCAAGAUGAAAACUACUUCAACUAAAAGUCAACCACUUGAACAAGCAUUCCCGACUUUGCUUUCCUUUGCUAUCCUCACCCUACACACCAUCACUACUAGACUUCAAUCUGUUGACCCGCUUCCUCCAGAACCGGAAGAGUGCAUUAACUGCACAGAUGAGUGCCGAGUGCUUGGUCAUUCUGAUAGGUGUUGGAUGCCACAGUUCCCUGCUGCCAAUCAAGCUGAAAACGCAGAUUACCGCACAAAUCUCUUUGUACCCACAGUUGAAGCUAAUGUUGAGACUGAGACUUACGAAACUGUGAACCCCACUGGGAAAAAGACUUUUUGUACAUUUGGAAAAGACAAGCGAGAGCACACUAUUCUCAUUGCCAAUGUGAAACCUUAUUUAAAAGCCAAACGUGCCCUGAGCCCUCUCCUCCAAGAGGUCCCCUCAGCAUCUAGCAGCCCAACCAAGGCAUGCAUUGAGCCUUGCGCCUCAACAAAAGGCUCCCUGGAUGGCUGUGAAGCAAAACCAGGGGCUUUAGCUGAAGCAAGCAGUUCCUAUAUGCCCACUGACAGUCAAUAUCUGUCACCCAGUAAGCAACCAAGAGACCCUUCCUUCAUGGCUUCUGAUCAGAUGGCGAGAGUCUUUGCGGAUGUUCAUUCCAGAGUCAGCCGGGAUUCCAAUGAGAUGGGAGCUGUGCUGGAGCAGCUUGAUCACUCCAAUAGAGAUCUGGGCGGAGAGUCCGUGGAUGCAGAAGAAGUUGUGAGAGAGAUUGAUAAACUCUUGCAAGACUGCCGGGGAAAUGACCCUGUAGCUGUGAGAAAGUGAGGGGGGAACAGCAUUGGUGUUUUCUUGUCUCUUCUGUUGAUUUAAAAAUGGUUCCUCCCGGUGACAACCCAUUUUACAGGGAUGGAAAAGGACCAAUGCUGCUUUAAGGCUUUUAGUGAACAUCUGAAGUGCCCACAAGUAUGUUCUUUUCACUGCUGUUUCUUUUACAGAAAUAACAAUGGUUUUGACCAAACUUAUAUUAGGACAGAAUUAAAGACGCUUAAGAAUAAACAAGAAAAGAGAGAGAGAAGAAAAUGGAGAGCAAAAAAAGGAGGAUGAGGAGACAAGUUACCUUUUGACAAUCUGUUAGGAAGGUACACAGCGGGAGACUUAAAGUAUUUCUAAUCAUUCUAAGACUGUCCUCUGAGAUCGAUGCUGACUUAACUGUUUACCUAUAAAUCUCAUACAAAGCAGGGUCAUAUUUGUUAUCUGUGGUGGAUUUCUAGCUGACAUCACAGGCUUCUACUGAAAGUCCUGAAAAGACCUUGCAGUAGUCCGAGCUACACCAAACAUUAACACAUAUUUGUGGUAAACAUUUCUGUAUAAAGUACCUGCCAAGCAUAGAAACACAAAGACCAUUCCAUAUCAUCAUCAUAAAGCAAAAAAAAAUAUAUAUAUAUAUAUAUAAUAAUGACAAAACAAAAAAUACAACAAAACCCUUGGUCAUUUGUAAGACACCUCAUGUCGUAUAAAAGUUCAAUGUAAAAAGAUAUAGUCUGUGUUGUCCUGAACACAUGUAGAUCUAUUCACGUCAUUAAAGAAAAAAAAAAUGAAGACUUAAAAAUGUGUAUACAGCAUUUUAGUGUCCAAGUAAGACAUAAAUGGUGGUGACUAUUCUGAAUUAUGAGUUAUCAUUGAGUGCUAAUACUGAGAGAAAAUUAACAUGACUAAAAUGUCUUAUUCAUUUUUGGACACUAAAAUAGCUCAGGAAAGUAAAAGAAAAGUCUUAGACAUAACAAAUCACAUGACCGUUAAUGUGCAGAUGUAAGAUUCAAUGUGUUUACAUCAAAUGGCAUAUUUUUAUUGAUUUAUUGCAGAUUCUGUGCAUAUGAGCCAAAUUGUUGAGUGUAUAAGAGCUAUAUUGUGUAUUUUAUUAAAUUAAUAUAUAGUUGUGUUGCAAAAUAUUUGGGCUUAUAUUGUAAAUGGCAAGUGUUGCCUCGGUAGCUGUCGAACUCUAUGAGUUUUGUUUUUUUCCUGCUUCCUUUUCCCCAUGGAGCGUGGGAAGCAGUGCCUCAGAGCAAAGUCUCUUGUUUAAUGUAUAGUCUACCAAGUACUACAGUACAUAAUUCUGUUCAAAAUGUGUUCGAGUGAGCUGAUGGAACUAACUGAAAGGUCAAAAAGAAUACAUGUCAGUCAUAGUUCUGUGCAAGUCCUUGUAGAAGCUUCAAUUAAAGUCAUGCUAAAUCACAAGAAAUACAUUUGUACCAAUACCUGAAAAUUCUUUACCAUGUUUUCAAUAACACAAAGCUCUGCUGUGUAGAUAUCAUAACAUUGAUUUGUUCUCAAAAGUACCUUCAGUGGUUCAGGUGUGUGUACACAUCAUAUUACUACUAAACAUGGUUUGAUGCAUGUGUAGUACAAGUGCUGGUUACAUGCAUUGUGUACUGUAUUUCAAGAGGUCUGGGUCUUAACAAAAUUUGUUUUCCUUUCUCUCUGUGCUCUUCUGCCUCCUUUUAUCGCUGUCCUUUAAGAACAAUACCCUUUAUUCCAUCACUCGAUUGCCCCAUUUCUCGUAACGUUUAGCAAGUUUCCAACUUACUUCCUUCUUAAGCUAAGACAACUCUAACUUUGGGAAUUGGGAAAAAUAAAAUUAGCACUCACAGAAGUAGUAGCAGAUGGAGAAAUGCCUUGAUUGACAUUUUCCUUCAGCAUUUAAAUUUUGUUUUUGGCAUUUAACAGCUUCAUGGCAAACAGUUUGAGCCCAUACCUUGGAGAACGUGGUGCUCAGUUAAAUAAAGGCUGUUUUUGCACUGGAGCAGAAAAAAAAAAAAAGAUUAUUUACAAACUGGAGAGAAUUUGUGCCUUCUUUUCUGGCCACCAAGCCAGUGUAGAAACAGCAUAAUGUCAUAAAAUCCUUAUACUAAAAACAAAAGGAAAAGCAAAACAAACAUUGUGCUAAAUUGAGUUUUGUAAUUAAAAAAAAUCUUCUGGACAUAUUUCCAUCAUUUCAGAAAAGUUUUAGAUCGUACCUCACUAGCAAAAUUGCUUUGCAGGUAUGAAGGGGUGACCUCCAUCAAUCAGCCUUAUCCUCCUGAGAACUGCAUUUGGUUCUUUAUUACAGCCUUUCCACAGCUCUACUCUGGAUUUUUUGUUAUCUGUAAAUGUCUAAAUCAGAAAACAAGGGAUCUUGUACAUGUGAAAUCCAAUUGACACUAUAUUUUGAGCAACUUUUGUGUCUACGGCGUGUUGUCUCUGUUCUAUAAUGUUACUUUUUCCAGGAGACUACAAAAUGACUUAGCUUGAUAGAUGAAAGUUGAUGGAAAACUGUUUCCUCUUAGUUUUUCCAAGCUUUGCCUCUCUCUCACUAUCCAGAUAACCACUUAUUAAAAUCUAAAGCAGUGUGCAAAUGAAUUCAACAUAAAGAAUAAGUUUAUUUUUUAAAACUUCUUAAUUCUAAGUAACUGGUUGUUCAAUGUAUUGUGUCUGAUGAUAUUGAAACACCACAUGAGUCACAGAAUCGCUUGUGCCAAUAUGUGAGGAAUUGACUCGAAGCAGCCACCAGUGAUUUAUUAGUGUUAGCUGUUUAAUACUUUAUGUGUAUUUACUAGUGAUUAUUUAUUUACAAGGGGUAGUUGGUGGUAGUUCAAGUCUGAACUCUGAGCUUUUAUAGUUGAGGGAAUCAUGCUUUUAUUUAUCUCCCUGGGACCUGCCCUUGUCACAGAACUCUGGUGCUUGGCUUCCAAGGAAGCCUUUGCGAUGCCAAAAUCACACCUUUGGGAAACAAUGUCUCUAAUGGGUGGCACACAAUCAGUAGAGUUGAAGGGGUUUCUGGAAUUAGAAUGCUUUACACACAUACACACACACAAACACACACACAAACACAUACACACAAAUACACACAUGAUGAAAAAUAAAGUCUUUUAAUUUUUUAGAGCUCUUUAAGUAAAGGAAAACUACAUUUUGGGAAGUUUUAGUUAAGAGACUCAAAAUACUGAAAAAUGCUUAUUGGUGAACUGCAAAAAAAUCUUCAGUAAUGAAAUCAUUUCUCCACUUGUUAAUAAUAAAAAUGUUUUCAUUGAAGUCCAAAAUAGUAAAAAUAAAAAUCAGUGUUAUAAUAUAUCAAAGUAAUAGCUGCAGAGAAAUGCCUUACGUAAUCUCAAAGAAGCUAUCAUAUUGUUUCUUUUCCCAACAAACUUAUCCCUAUUGCAAGCAACAUACAAAGGUUGGACCCUGUUCCGUAGAAUUAUUGGGUGAGAAAUUAAUUGUUCACUUCCCUAAAUUAACUGAGCUCUUGGAAAAUGUGACUUUCCUUUUAAGGAUUCAGGUACUGUUCAAAAAACAACAACAACAACCAAAAUAUGGCACAAAUGUAGGAAUGAGCAGGUUAAAAGCUGUUUGUUGUCUAAUGCAAUGGAAGAAGCUGGGGUCAACAAAUUGAUUGACUAGCACAAUAUAUACCUACUCAUUAUUGUCUAAUUAUAUUCUUUUGACAAGAGACAACAUUUACCAGAGCAUUAAUUCCAUGAGAGUUUUGGCUAUCAAGAUGUGUUGGUUUGAAACAUAAUUGAAUGAGACCUGAUUAAAGUCUGACUCUCCUGGCCCCAGUGUUUUGCAGGUUAGCUAGUUUCAUUUAUCAGUCCCAUCACUUCAUAAGGUUCUUCCUGCACCAAGUGAUUGGUGAACAAGGACAACAACAACAAAAGCAGCAUACAUUGUAUGGAUUUAUCUCAACACCUAUUGUUUAAUGGCUGUGUUUCAUAUGACCUGUCUGGAAAAUGAGAACUCCGAAUAAAAAGCUGUUACUAAUA
Phodopus roborovskii (desert hamster) is the source of this 8296-nucleotide messenger RNA. It is a transcript of the gene Pcdh17, whose product is annotated as protocadherin 17. The transcript has 5 exons. Gene Ontology annotation, molecular function: calcium ion binding. Bases 765 to 4328 code for a protein of 1187 amino acids. Gene Ontology annotation, biological process: homophilic cell-cell adhesion. Gene Ontology annotation, cellular component: plasma membrane. NCBI's taxonomy places the organism in Eukaryota, Metazoa, Chordata, Mammalia, Rodentia, Cricetidae. The record is from RefSeq and is a predicted model, not a curated record.